AUGGAGAAGGCGUCCGCAGACUUCCUUCCUCCGUCCUCUCGCGCUCACCUACAGUGCCGGCCGCCGACAGGAAGACGGCGAGUUCGGGGAGAAGCUACAAGCAAAGUCAAAAAUCAGCAAACGUCAACCGUUGUCACUUUUCAAACUUGCCGCCUCCUACUGGAAGUCCCGCCCCAUUCCGCCAAGCCCGAGUCCAACCGCGACGGAUGCCGGUUGGGCUCAAGAGACGCCAGGCCGGUGGGGCUGGAGUUGUCAUGGAAGGGGCAGGGCACAGGGCGGAACCAUUGCUCGCGGAGCUGGCGUCGAGUCGGAACCUCGGACUGUAGGAAGUGGGAGCACCGCGGUUUCGGGGAAGAGACCGGGGUUGAGCGUCUAGCGCAGCUCAGCGUGACUUCCGCCAGCGUUUAGAGCGUUUUCGGGGUCCGAGUUGAAGAGCAAAACCAAGUGAAGGAAACUUCACUAAGUUCAGGUGACAAGGGAAGAAGUACAGAGACUGCACUUUAAAUUCUGGAUGACAGACCUAUCAGGACUGAGUGGACCUUUGAGUGACAAGAUGGGGGUGCUCCAAAGAGAACAUGGCAGCCUGCAGCUAGGACUUUAAUGCAAGUGGUGAUGCUGUGAUAUCUAGUGCUUUAAAAAAAUCUCUUUUUUUAAGUGACAGGGUUUCCAAAUUGUUAUUUCUACUUUGUUUAACAGAUCAAUAGGGACAAAAAGUUGAUUCACUUGGUCUAAUGUGGUAGGAAUAGGUGAAAUACUAAGACUGGGUCCUACACUCUACUUGCCAUCAGGCACCCAUUCUUAUGAAUAGAGAUUCCAUAGGGACCACACACAAUCCCAGUACUUUUUUCCCAGUUAAUUGAGAAAAUUAAAGCCAUCAUACAAUAUAUAACUUCCUCCCUCUCCACUUCUGUCAAUGCCACAUAUAUCCACCUGUCUUAUUUGUCUGUCUCAGAAAAUGAAAUGUACUUCCUCCACCAAUGUAUGACCACUGUUUCUUGUUCUAGAGCUCUCUUCUGCAUUUGGUAUCAUUGAUCAAACCCUCCUUGAAACUCGUUUUGCAUUUCUCCCAUCUUUUUCUACCUGUCUCAUGCUUCUUGGGGGUCUUUUUUUCUCUGCCUACCCAUUAAAUAGUAUUUCCCAAAGUUCCAACCUUGAGUUGUUUUCUGUCUGUAUCUUCCCUGUGAGCACUGUCCACUCAUUGUUUUAACCUAUUUGCUCAUGGAUUCUAAAACUACUGCUAUUCUUGACCUCUUCCUUGAAGUUCAGACUUUUGGGAGGCUCACAAGCCCUUCAAACUCUAAUUUGUCCUUUGCUUUCAUUUGCACUCCCAAUUCUAUCUCAUCUCACUGCUUUCAGCUGUAACUACUACCACCCCCACCUACACUACCAAAUCCAUCUUGUAAGUAGCAGCCAGAAUGACCAGUCUCAAAUGUAAAUCUAUUUCACUUGCCUCCUUAAAUUUCUAAUCUUCCUCUGCAGUCACCUUCAAGAUAGUCCAACUCCGUGGCCUGGUGUGCUAGGGUCUUCAUUAUCUUGCCACUGUUUUCCUUCCCAGUCUUGUUUCCCUUUCCAGUACCAUCUCCCAUCCUACCCACUUCGCAUUCAUGAGGCUGCUUUCCACCUGAGACCUUUUGCAUUCUUGUUGACUUUGUCUGGACUGUCUUUGUUUUCUUUGGCUGACUCUUCCUUAUCUUUACUAAUUUUUUAGGGCUCUUCCAAGAAGCCUUUCCUUAUUCCAUAGUCUGAGUUAGUUGACUUUUCUCUCUGCUUUCUUGACAUCUGUGGAUUCAUUCAGAAAAUAUUCAUUGAACCCUUAUUUUGUGCCAGACACUGAGCUAGAUACUAGAAAUACAAUAAUGAACAAGCAAAUAUGGCAAUAACCAAUCUAAUAAUUUCCUGACAGAAUUUACAUUCUCAUAGGGAAAAAAGAAAAAAAAAAAAAAAGCAGUUCAGUCUUAUUGGCUCCAUGCUUGAGAAUAGCUAGGAAUUGAAAGGGUAAAAGAGAAGUAUUCUAGAUAGAGGCUAACAAUGUUUAUGAAGAAGAACACAGUCUAGGAACUGAGAGAUUCUAGACAGGGGUGGAGAGGUAAACAGGGACCAGAUCAUGAAGAACAUUAGUGAUGAUGUCACAAAGUUUGGACUGCUUCUUAAGGCUAAUAGUAACUUUGAAUGGUUUCAACAUGAUUAGGUUAGUAUUUAGAUGAUGAAUCGCUACUCUGAGAAAAAGAACUCAAAGGGUGGCAAUACCAGCAAGAAGGAAACCAGUUAGGAGAUAAUUGUAGUAAUCCAGGGAAAGAAAGAGGGCAGUUUAUACUGGGGCAUUGCCAGUAUGGAUAGAAAUAGAUCUCAGAAGAAUUUUAGGAAGUAGAAGUGAAAAAACUUGGUGACUGAAUUGUGAGGGCAGAAGUGGGAGAAAUCAAGGAUAGAGUUUCUUAAACAAGCUUUAGUGAAGACAGGGACUACCCUAUUUGCUGUCAUGUAUCCACAGCUUAGCACAAAUCUUUAUAUGCUGGAGAUGCUUGAUAAGUACGAAUGAAAUUUUCUGGCUUGAGUACCCAGAUAAAUGGGAUGCCAGUCUCUGAUUUAGGUAACACAGAGGCAGAGUCACUUGGGAGGUAACUGGUGAUUCAGUUUUAAACAUGUCUAGCUCAACAUGCCUUUGAAACAUACACAUGACAAUGUCCAGAUACACAGCAAUUGGAUGAAUGAUUCUGAAACUCAAAAAGAGAGGUCUGAGAUGGAUUCUUUGCAUACUUAAAAAAAUAAAAGUUUAUGUUAUAUUGAAA
Molecule: messenger RNA, 2786 nt
Organism: Pongo pygmaeus (Bornean orangutan)
Lineage: Eukaryota; Metazoa; Chordata; Mammalia; Primates; Hominidae
Exons: 2
Coding region: 1-408 (135 amino acids)
Source: RefSeq, a predicted model, not a curated record